AUGGGUCUUGGUUGUGGUUUGUGUGUAGAACUGGGGCGGGGGCCCUCACCUUGGGUCGUGGUUGGGGGCCCUCGCCUUGGGUCGUGGUUGGGGGCCCUCACCUUGGGUCGUGGUCGGGGGCCCUCGCCUUGGGUCGUGGUCGGGGGCCCUCGCCUUGGGUCGUGGUCGGGGGCCCUCGCCUUGGGUCGUGGUCGGGGGCCCUCGCCUUGGGUCGUGUUGGGGGGCCCUCGCCUUGGGUCGUGGUUGGGGGGGCCCCACCUUGGGUCGUGGUUGGGGGGUCCUCGCCUUGGGUCGUGGUUGGGGGGCCCUCGCCUUGGGUCGUGGUCCGGGGCCCUUGCCUUGGGUCGUGGUCCGGGGCCCUCGCCUUGGGUCGUGGUCCGGGGCCCUCGCCUUGGGUCGUGGUCCGGGGCCCUCGCCUUGGGUCGUGGACCGGGGCCCUCGCCUUGGGUUGUGGUCCGGGGCCCUUGCCUUGGGUCGUGGUCCGGGGCCCUCGCCUUGGGUCGUGGUUGGGGGGCCCUCACCUUGGGUCGUGGUUGGGGGGUCCUCACCUUGGGUUGUGGUUGGGGGGUCCUCACCUUGGGUUGUGGUCCGGGGCCCUCGCCUUGGGUCGUGGUUGGGGGGCCCUCACCUUGGGUCGUGGUUGGGGGGCCCUCACCUUGGGUCGUGGUUGGGGGGCCCUCACCUUGGGUCGUGGUUGGGGGCCCUCGCCUUGGGUCGUGGUUGGGGGGCCCUCACCUUGGGUCGUGGUUCGGGGGCCCUCGCCUUGGGUCGUGGUCGGGGGGACCUCGCCUUGGGUCGUGGUUGGGGGGCCCUCACCUUGGGUCGUGGUUGGGGGGUCCUCACCUUGGGUCGUGGUUGGGGGGCCCUCGCCUUGGGUCGUGGUCCGGGGCCCUCGCCUUGGGUCGUGGUCGGGGGGUCCUCGCCUUGGGUCUUGGUUGGGGGGCCCUCGCCUUGGGUCGUGGUUGGGGGGCCCUCGCCUUGGGUCGUGGUUGGGGGGCCCUCACCUUGGGUCGUGGCUGGGGGGCCCUCACCUUGGGUCGUGGCUGGGGGGCCCUCACCUUGGGUCGUGGUUGGGGGGUCCUCGCCUUGGGUCGUGGUUGGGGGGCCCUCGCCUUGGGUCGUGGUCCGGGGCCCUCGCCUUGGGUCGUGGUCGGGGGGUCCUCGCCUUGGGUCGUGGCUGGGGGCCCUCACCUUGGGUCGUGGCUGGGGGGCCCUCACCUUGGGUCGUGGUUGGGGGGUCCUCGCCUUGGGUCGUGGUCGGGGGGUCCUCGCCUUGGGUCGUGGUCCGGGACCCUCGCCUUGGGUCGUUGUCCGGGGCCCUCGCCUUGGGUCGUGGUCGGGGGCCCUCGCCUUGGGUCGUGGUCCGGGACCCUCGCCUUGGGUCGUGGUUGGGUGGCCCUCGCCUUGGGUCGUGGUCCGGGGCCCUCGCCUUGGGUCGUGGUCGGGGGCCCUCGCCUUGGGUCGUGGUCGGGGGCCCUCGCCUUGGGUCGUGGUCGGGGGGUCCUCACCUUGGGUCGUGGUCGGGCGCCCUCGCCUUGGGUCGUGGUCCGGGGCCCUCGCCUUGGGUCGUGGUCGGGGGCCCUCGCCUUGGGUCGUGGUCGGGGGGUCCUCACCUUGGGUCGUGGUCGGGCGCCCUCGCCUUGGGUCGUGGUCGGGGGCCCUCGCCUUGGGUCGUGGUUGGGGGCCCUCGCCUUGGGUCGUGGUUGGGGGGCCCUCGCCUUGGGUCGUGGUCGGGGGCCCUCGCCUUGGGUCGUGGUCGGGGGCCCUCGCCUUGGGUCGUGGUUGGGGGCCCUCGCCUUGGGUCGUGGUCGGGGGCCCUCGCCUUGGGUCGUGGUCGGGGGCCCUCGCCUUGGGUCGUGGUCGGGGGGUCCUCACCUUGGGUCGUGGUCGGGCGCCCUCGCCUUGGGUCGUGGUCGGGGGCCCUCGCCUUGGGUCGUGGUCGGGGGCCCUCGCCUUGGGUCGUGGUCGGGGGGUCCUCACCUUGGGUCGUGGUCGGGCGCCCUCGCCUUGGGUCGUGGUCGGGGGCCCUCGCCUUGGGUCGUGGUUGGGGGCCCUCGCCUUGGGUCGUGGUUGGGGGGCCCUCGCCUUGGGUCGUGGUUGGGGGGCCCUCGCCUUGGGUCGUGGUCGGGGGCCCUCGCCUUGGGUCGUGGUCGGGGGCCCUCGCCUUGGGUCGUGGUUGGGGGGCCCUCGCCUUGGGUCGUGGUCGGGGGCCCUCGCCUUGGGUCGUGGUCGGGGGCCCUCGCCUUGGGUCGUGGUCGGGGGCCCUCGCCUUGGGUCGUGGUUGGGGGCCCUCGCCUUGGGUCGGGGGCCCUCGCCUUGGGUCGUGGUCGGGGGUCCUCACCUUGGGUCGUGGUCCGGGGCCCUCGCCUUGGGUCGUGGUCCGGGGCCCUCGCCUUGGGUCGUGGUCGGGGGGCCCUCGCCUUGGGUCGUGGUCGGGGAGUCCUCGCCUUGGGUCGUGGUCGGGGAGUCCUCGCCUUGGGUCGUGGUCGGGGAGUCCUCGCCUUGGGUCGUGGUCCGGGGCCCUCGCCUUGGGUCGUGGUCCGGGGCCCUCGCCUUGGGUCGUGGUCGGGGGCCCUCGCCUUGGGUCGUGGUCCGGGGCCCUCGCCUUGGGUCGUGGUCGGGGGCCCUCGCCUUGGGUCGUGGUUGGGGGGCCCUCGCCUUGGGUCGUGGUUGGGGGGCCCUCGCCUUGGGUCGUGGUCCCCAGUGUUGCACUUGGAGGACCGUGGGGAUGCGUGUGACUUGCAAGAGUACAUGGAGCAGGAUACUUUGAGUCGUGUCCACAGAGAUCUGGACUCGUUGCUGCAAGUGGAGAGACAAAGGCAUAUCUUGCUCAUGUGGUUUAAUAUAUGUGAUCAAGUUGGGUUCAUGGGAAAAGCCGAAAGGAAAAUGGUUACACUCAUGAAACUAUCUUAA
Molecule: messenger RNA, 2913 nt
Organism: Procambarus clarkii (red swamp crayfish)
Lineage: Eukaryota; Metazoa; Arthropoda; Malacostraca; Decapoda; Cambaridae
Source: RefSeq, a predicted model, not a curated record